Cyclospora cayetanensis is the source of this 1578-nucleotide messenger RNA. RefSeq names its product dynein regulatory complex subunit 4. The transcript has 8 exons. Bases 1 to 1578 code for a protein of 525 amino acids. Gene Ontology annotation, biological process: cell motility. Lineage: Eukaryota; Apicomplexa; Conoidasida; Eucoccidiorida; Eimeriidae. The record is from RefSeq and is a predicted model, not a curated record. Gene Ontology annotation, cellular component: motile cilium; microtubule; Golgi apparatus. Gene Ontology annotation, molecular function: small GTPase binding; microtubule binding.
AUGCUUGCAGCUUCAGCAUUUACCCAAGCUGGUGGCAAUGAGCAUUUCGAAGCCGUUGCUGCUAAACAUACAAAUUUGAGGCAAGAGUACAUAUUUAACAACUCUCGUUUUGUGAUGCUCGAACUGUUUGGGGGAGCAGAACCAUAUGAAUCAGAGCGACUCCUCAUGCUUCAACAAUUACGCAAGAGAGCAGAGGAGGAACUGGGCAGGCUACGAGAAGUGCUCCAUAACACAAGGCACAGUUGGGUAAAACUGCAGCUUGAAGAGGCAAUGCUUUCGAGAAUCCGAGCUGCAGCAAAGGAGAGCUAUGAUUUGCUGAAGCUUAGUAUGAAGAAAGAAGAGGAAGAAGCAACAGAGGAGGGGGCAGCGCGGAUGGUAGAGAUCGCUACGUGCGACCAGCGCAUGCAUGUUCUAGAAGUACAAGAAGCACUGGAGCUGCAGGAACACCUUGCUUCCACGCAGCAAUUGUUGGCUGCAGCAGACAAACAGUUUCAGAGCGCUCUGACUGCAGCACUCACAGAGAGCAACGAUUUUAGGGGAUUCACGUGGAGAGAGGCUGAGGAGAUCAAACACGAGGUAGAGGCCCUGAGAAGGAGCCUGGAUCAACACCUGACCAAGAUUCGAGAAACAUUUCAGAAUAACACGGAAGAUCUGGAGCAACAGUGCAAUGCCGAACUAUGGAAACUUGGAGACUCGCUGGACCUACGUGGAAACGUGGCAAUUCAUGAAGUGGAGGAGCAAAAGUCCCUCCACAUAAAUAUGCUGAAGGCAUUUAAUGAUGAAGCAAUCAGCAAGCUUAAGACAUACUAUCAAGGCAUUGCACGAGAUAAUCUGCAGCUUGUCAAGAAGCUACGCGAUGAAAAUGGAGCGACAGCGGCUAACAACAAACGACUUAAGAAGGAAAUCGAUGAGACGUCACUUCAGAGUGCGCAAAUUCGGAAGCCACUGCAAGACCAGGAAGCCCUUAGGGCGCGCCUCAAGGUCCAGCUUCGCUUUAUUGAAAACGACAAAUUGGUCCUUCGUAAUCUGAGGAGAAGAAACCAACAGAUAAAAAGGCAGAUUGAGAAUGCCCGCAUGGAAGUACGGAGCUUAGAAUAUCAAACAAAAGAAACUAACCGCACCAUUGGGAAAUUGCAGGAAGAAAUCUCGCACAUUCGUCACAGUGGUGGCGGGUUACCAGCAGUCAAAGGAAUAUUGAUGCAUCUAUCCAUGAAAGAGGCUCUUGAAAAGCUGGAAUCAAGCUUGCAUGUAAUAGAGUAUGCAAAGCAGAGCUGCGAAGGCUCUGCAGAACCCACGGGGGGCCUGGUCAGGGAUGCUAUCAUGAACUACAACUGGUGCAAAAGUAGUUUGCACAAGAAGCUGACAAAAAGUACUGCCGCAUACAGCAACUUGGUAGCUUCUAUGCGCUCAUGUCUUAACGGCCUCUACGUGCCAUGUCCUUCUCUCGAUACGGACGGGGUGGAGCUUGAGGAGUCGUCGCCCGCUACAAUUCAACAUGAGACGAAAUCAUCACCAGCAAGCCUAUGCCCACCUGGAUCGACCGAAGAAGCUCCUAGACUGCUCAAUGCAUCGCACUGA